AUGAAUCUGCCUGCUCAACUGCUUCAUUCUCUUUCCUUCGAUAUCCACAAUCAGCCGACGAAUGUGCACAAUGAAGUGGCUCUAUGCACAAAGUUCAUCGAAAGUUAUACAGAAGAGGUGGCAGCAGACCUCGGUGAGAAAGGAGUAUCGGGGAAGUUGAUCGAAGCAAUCGCUACUAAAAGAAUCUGUUCUCUUUCGUGGAUCGGAUCAAGACCGCCAAGGAAAUGGUUUCAUCCAUUGUUGAGAAUUUGCCGUGUCCUUCUUCGAGAUAAACUUCUCAUUGACAGGUUCCACGAGUCGCAUUUGCAUUCGAAUUUUGUUCAGUUCUGUGAGUACAUCUCUACUCAAUAUUUCGCUCACGAUAACUCAUCCGAGUUCGCCCAAUCGGUCUCAACUCUAUUAAAUAUUCUGCAAAAAUUGUGCACAAAGAAAGAAUACGUGGAGUUGUUGGUGGAGUGUAAACUGUGUAAAUGUAUACUCGAAUUGCUCUCAAGCAGGGAUAUGAGCAUUUUGCAGGGAGCACUUGAGGUUCUCGGACGUCUCUCGGAUUUUUCGGCUCAAAGUAGAGUCGAACUGUGUGCAUCAACGGCCAUCGAUGUUUGCCUUCAAUUAGCCCCAUCUAGUGAUCUUCUUACGCAGAAGCUUUGCGUGAGUUUGUUGAGGAUUCUUUCAUGUGAGGAACAAGCGAGAGAACAGAUCAAAAUCUACGACGGAGUGCCGUUACUUGUUGGUCUGCUUUCCGUGAAAAACUGUCGCUUGCAAUGGCAUGUGGCAUGGUCAUUGGCACAACUGGCUGAAGAUAUCGAAACGGCGACAGAGAUCGCUACCCUUGGAGGCGUUUCUCUGGCACUCACUUUGCUACAUGUUGGAAAGGUCCCCGAAAGAGGCAUUGCUGAUUGGAUUGCAAUGAUGACCGGAGUUUGUGCUUUGCUUGCACAACUGUGCCAAUCUGAUCGAGUACAAUUGCAAAUCGUGAAUGGAAACGGGAUUUUCGUGCUCGGACACAUACUCCUUCUUCAUCUCAACUCAUCAACAUUGGCUGCGAAUCCGAACUACAAUACAUUGCAGUGCUCCGUUUUCCGAGUUCUUCGUUUGUUGUUCUCUCUGGAGCGAAAUCGUCAUUUUUUCAAAAAAGUGUUCGCGUCAGACUUCUUCGCAGCUUUUAUAGACGUCGGUCAUUAUGUGCAUGAUUUGUCUGCCUAUCAUUCACUUGUUGAACAUUAUAAUGCAGCUAUCUCAAUGCGAACCGUUGAAGAGAAUCGCGCCGAUUGGGAUGCGGUUAAUUUAAGGCGGGAUCCAAUAGGUACUGUUGGUGAGUACGAGUUGUUGGAACAGCUCGGCGCUGGAGCGUUUGGAUGUGUGUACACGGUGAGGAAAAGAUCAAAGGAUCUAGCUGCUGCACCGCAAUAUUUAGCUCUCAAAGAGAUUUACAUGAAUGCUAUGCAAUCGGAUUCCGAUGUUAACAAAAGCUUCGGGGACAUCAUUUCCGAAGUGAAAAUCAUCAAGCAGCAGCUUCGACAUCCAAAUAUCGUUCGAUAUCGAAAGAUUUUCGUUGAAUCUCAUCGACUUUAUAUUGUAAUGGAUCUCAUUGAAGGAGCUUCUUUGAAAGAGCACAUAAAUUCAACGAAAGAGAAACGAGAAAAGUUUGAUGAGGGAAGAGUUUGGAGUAUCACAAUUCAGUUAAUCCUUGCUCUUCGCUACCUACACAAAGAAAAGAGAAUCGUUCACAGAGAUCUUAAACCAAACAAUAUUAUGCUCACCGACAGCGAUCGAGUAGUAAUCACUGAUUUUGGACUUGCCAAACAAAAAGGAGCCGAUUAUUUAAAAUCAGCUGCUGGAACGAUUAUUUAUAGCUGCCCUGAAGUUGUACAGCACUUACCAUAUGGAGAAAAGGCGGAUAUUUGGUCAUUUGGCUGUUGUCUCUAUGAGGUUUGCUGCUUAAAACCAGCAUUUUAUUCUCAAAACAUGCUACAAUUGGCCACUCUAAUUGUUGAAGGGAAAUACGAUCCAAUUGAGGAAACAUAUUCAGAACAAAUUCGUGGUCUUGUAUCUUAUUGUCUGAAAACAUCACCAUCAGAACGUCCGGAUAUCGAUGGAGUGGCGGCUCUUGUCGCUCCGCGGCUCAUCCUUUGUCUUGAUGAAGUUUUUAGACGUCAUUCUCAAAACACCCAGGAAUCCUCUCAGCGAAUGUUUUCUUACACGGAAUUUGCCACUGGUAGCAAAAGGCCACCAUCUUCUUCACUAAACUCAUCAACGUCAUCAGCGGCCGGUGGUGGAAGUUCAGCGAGGAUCUUGUUACGCAGACGAAAAUCUCUUUCCGCUGAGGUGACACCACCGAAAAUUCCCUCCGGCUCUACACAAAACCCACCAACCGCUCUCAAAUUACCACCAAUCGUUGCUGGGAAUAUCGAUAAACCUAAAAGAGAGCUGAAGUCGUUAUCCGCGGGGAAUACAUCGAAAGGCCGUGUUCGUCUCCCACUUUCUACCACUCUUCCCACAAUUGCCCCUGCAGCGCCGACAAGACGCUUAACAGUUGCCGCGGUUCGAACUCACAAGAGAGCCUCUUCUUCGGGAGCGGUUGACAAAUCGGAUCCACUACUGACUCUUAGAUCCGGAGCUCUUCGUCCAACCGUCGAUCCAGUUGUCCAAAUUUUGGCGGCAAUACAGAGAAUUUUCCAAAUCAGUCAAUCAUCCAUUGACGGCUCAGCGUUGAGCUACAAAAAGCGAUUGGUGGAACAAUUUCAACGGAAUAUUUUCGGUCGAUCGAUCAAUCCGGGUGUGGCAAAGAGAGAGCUGAGAAAGUUGGUUCUUGAAGCAAAUGAAGAAGUGCCGCUCGAUCUCGGUUUUGCCGAUUUUCGUCCAGUUCUCACCGAUCUCCCAUUGCCGCCAGAGUUGAGCAUGGAUCGCAAAAUCACUCGGAUAACCUAUGAGCAAUUGGCCGCCUCUUCAACUACUGUCAAUAAGACUUCAACAACAACUCCAUCCACCCUCACAACCUCGCCAUCACCUCCGUUACCGCCAAUGGCUGUCAACAUUUCGGAAUGUGGGUGUGAUGUCCCGAAUCUCUACUUGGACGUUAUGUUCGUCGUCUCAACUGCUAAUGAUCUCAGCCAUGGUGAUGUGCAAGCGAUAGAGUUUUAUCUCGAAUCGGUGAUUCUCGAAAUGACACUUGGACAAGGAAUACAACAAGUCACGAGAAUCGGUUUGGUUGUUUAUUCGGAUAGCGCUCAAUUGGUUUUCCCGCUUUCAUCAUUUAAUAAUACUGAUGAUUUCUUUGCGAACUUUAACAUUCCAAUACCAGCUUCACCAAUGAAUCGAAAUAAUCUUUACGAGGGUUUAUUUCUCGCAAAAGCUGAGCUAGACAACAAUGUGAGGCAAGGAUUUCAACCAGUCAUUGUCAUCAUAACACAAACUUUUGAUCCAAUUGUUGAUCCAAGCAAAAUAGCGGCAAGCUUCAGACGAUAUGGUCGAAUCAUUACAAUUCAAUAUUUUGCUGAACAUGGCACAGACGCCGAUUUGAUUCCGCAAAUCACAGAGCUUGCCUCGACGAAUUACAAUCUCUCGAAUAGAAAUCGAACACUGCACGUCUCGCAGCUUCACGAUCUUUUUUGCGAAGCGAAUUGUUAUUGCCCAGCUUAUUGGCAAAUAUAUAAAAGAGAUCAUUUCGAAUCACCUACAAUGGGAUGUUAUAAAAUGGCCGCGGAUAACCGAUUCGUGACUUACUCUGAAGCACAAAGAACUUGUCGAAGUGACAACGGUGCUUUGGUUUCGCUUGAAGAUCUAGAAAAAGCGAAUUGGAUACAAACAAUGGAACAUGACAUUUAUGCGCAAUGGAUAGGGCUUGUCUGUGAUCGAGAUGCCCCAUUGCACACUUUUGUGGGAAAUGUGGAACUCGAGAGGGGACCAACUUAUCGAAUAGCCACAAAUGAUGAGGCAUUUCGUUUGAAUUUAGACACUGGACAGAUUUUUACGAGAGCUUCCCUCGAUCGAGAGACAACAUCCGUGCAUCAGUUGCUGCUAAUCUCGACGCUUCCAUCGAUCGUUCACAUCGAGAUCUUCAUCGACGAUGUCAACGACAAUGCUCCAUUGUUUUCAAGUCUAUCUCAAAAUGUGACGAUAGCAGAAUCGGCUCCGAUUGGCUCGAGGAUUCCGUUAACUCCAGCCGUUGAUCCAGAUUCGGGAAUCAAUGGCAAGAUUGUUGGCUAUGAAAUAACAGAUGGAGACUCGCAGGAACACUUCAAGAUAGUCUAUGAUCCAGAAGUUGACAAUGUCUUAAUGCUAGAGAUCAUAAAGCCACUUGAUCACGAGAAACAUCCACUGUUUACACUGACUCUCUCAGCAAAUGAUGGUGGCUUAAAUGCUAGAAGCAGCACAACGAAGCUUGAAAUAACGGUACUCGAUGUGAAUGAUAACACUCCACAAUUCGAUCAGAGUGAAUACAUGGCUAUUUGGAGUGGAAAUCUGAAAGACCCGAUCACUCGUCUAUCGACUCGGGAUGAAGACAGUGGACAGAAUGGAGUCGUUUCACUGGUCAUUCUUGGGCCAGCAACACAUCUUUUCACUUUUGAUUCCACUGGAAGACUAUUUGCAAAGGAGAACUGGAGAGCUUGUUGCGCUUCACAAAUCACCUGCGUUGAGUGCUCGAUUCCCGUGCGAGCUAUUGAUCACGGCAAUCCUCCACUUUCUUCGACCACUUCAAUCACCGUCAAAUUGAACGAAGGAAAGCCGGGUGAACAAGUCGAAAUACGAUUCAAGAUGUACCCACCGGGUGUCGAUUUCGCGUUGGUAGAAGAAGAGUCACGAGUGGGGAGAACGAUCGCUGUCGUUUCUGGUACAUUGAAAAUCGUGAACGGGAAUGAGAAUGGGAUUUUCUCUUUGAAAGGCUCACCAAAAUUGUCAUUACUUCGAUUGGAAAGAGACGCGAGUGCUGUCACUAAAGAUCAAUUUCUGCUCACUUUUCAAGCGAUUUCCAAUUCAGGGAACUAUUCAUCAAAGAAAACGCUUCAGAUCAAAGGCGCACCAGGAGCAACUUUUCGAAUCAUUAAAGGCGGAGAUGAUUUCGAGAUCGAUUCAGUCAACGGGAUUAUGGUUUCAAAGAAAGAUUUAUGGUUGAAAAGCAAUCGAGAAACAGAAAUCGAUGCUGAAGUGGAGACGAUUUGGCCUCCGCCAUCCAUUCAUCCAACAAACACAAGAAUCACAUUAAAAGUUUUGGAUGUGAAUAAUCACUCGCCAUUGAUUCAAACACGAAUCGAAAAUCUGCUCGUAUCUGAAGAUAGCCCUAUUGGAGAAACACUUAUCACUAUUUUAGCUAAAGAUCAAGAUUUGGGAAAAAAUGCACAAUUGGAGUACUUUCUACUCACCCCGACACCAGUUUUUAAAAUCGAAAAGCAAACAGGAAAGCUUAUUCUUUUGCAAGCAUUGGACUAUGAGAAAAGAAAAGAGUUUCUUCUUGAAAUGGAAAUUUGUGAUAUGGGAAAGCCAAGACUUUGUGCUAGAGAAAAGCUAAAUAUUUAUGUCAAAGAUGUGAACGAUAAUCCACCGAUUUUUCUCUGGCCAACUCAAUUCUUGGCAAUUCCGAGAACGAUCGAAAUCGACCAAAAAAACGCAGCUCGCUAUGAGAAACUCAGCGGACCUAUUGAAAUCGAUGAAUUUACCGGAGUAUUGACUCUCUCCUCCGAUCUAGAUCUUCACAUAAACUCUUCAAUCCCAUUUUCUGUAUUAGCUAUUUCACCAGAUGGUGUCAAGGAGUCACUUUUGAGAAUGAUUGAAAUCGAUUCUUCUCAAAAAACACCGAAAUUUCUACAACAAAAGCUAAACCUUUCUGUCACAUCACAAACGCCAAUUGGAGCCGAAUUGCAGAAGAUUGAAUUUGACGAAGAGGUUGCUCAUCUAUCAUUCUCAUCUGAUUGUGCUCAUUUAUGGGUGGAUGAGAGAACGAGAGUGAUCCGGACAAAAGCUCUCUUUGAUCUUCCACUUGAUCAAAUUCAAUGCUCGAUAAAAGCCAGUAAUGCUCAAGGUGGAUCAGACGAAAUGCAAUUGAUUUUAAACGUUGAUCAAAAGAUUGAGCCGACUGUGAAGUCACAUUUGAGAGUCGUUGUUGAAGAAAAUGUAUCAAUGGGUACUCGUAUUGGAAAUUUGAGCUCUUUCCAUUCAUCUCAUCUCAUCUUUUCAUUAGAUUCUCUCUCUAAAAACUCGCCGAUCGGAGUUUUUCCAACAGGUGAACUCUUCAUUCGUCGAUUGUUGGAUCGAGAAGAAAAUUCUUUCAUUUCACUUGCGGUUAUCGCUUCACAUAGCAGCAAAAGCAACAAAAGCAACAAAUGGAGAACAGAAGUGGAAAUACUUGUGGAAGAUGUAAACGAUAAUGCGCCAGAGUGUGAAGAGAAAAACGGUGAGCUACCAAAGUUCGCGGUGGAAUCGACGAAAUCACCGGGAUCGGAGAUCGGAGAAUUGGCGUGUCGAGAUAAAGAUCUCGGAUUGAAUGGCUAUGUUGUCUAUGAGCUUAUCGAUAAUAUCCCAUGGAUUGCGCUUGAUUUGCAUGGAAGGAUAUUUCUUUCGUCUCUGAUCCCAGCAAACGUCUCAGAAGUCACCGUAGCCUACUCUGUCGCGGAUUUGGCUCAUUUGGUGCCGAAUUCAAAAUCUACAUCUUUAAAGAGUUCAUGCAAAUUUGUUAUCGAAAUCGCAAGAGAAGCGUUAGAACCAAAAAUUGUCGUAAACCAGCAAAAGGCUGUUUCACCACUUCUUUUUCCAAAUGUUAAUUCAAAUACAGCACCAAUUUUCGAAAAAGUUCCUAAAGAAGUGCUGAUAGAAAAAUGGGAUCUUGUUGGGAAAAUGCUCUUUCAAAUACAAGUCACUUCUCUAGUUCCAGUCAAAUUCAACAGCUUAUCUCCAAAUUUCUAUGUGAACUCGAAGGGGAGCGUAAUUUUGAAUGAGAUUCCUGAAAGAAUCACUGAUCGAUUUCUUCUGAUCGAAGCCGAACAAAUAAACAAAGUGAAACAUGGAGAGCUUGUCGAGAGAAUUCAUUCACGUCUUUCGAUCCCAAUCCGCCUUGCAGAUUCCCCUUCCGACUCACAAAGCCUUUUUCCAACUUGUCAUAUUAAGGAGAACGUUAAAUAUUUGAGUGAAGUUUGGCCAGAGAUCGAAACAAAUGAAAAGAUUACUUUAUUGCAAAAGAUUCCUUCUGAUUGCCCGAUUGAGAAUAUUUCUGAUCGCUUGAGAGUUGUUGCCGCUUUAGAUCGAGAGAAAACUUCAGAGUGCCAGUUCUUUCUGAAAACGAUUGAUGAUCGUCAAGUGAUACAUCGAUUGUUGAAAGUUAUUGUCGAUGAUGAGAAUGAUAAUCGACCAAUUUGUGAUGGUUUGAGAACAUUCGUCGUCUCUCAACUGCCCACUGUAAUCCCAAUUCAAUGUCAUGAUCGAGAUUCAGCUGAAAAUGGAACCCUUCACUACUCAAUUCCACAAAUUGACGGAGUUCGCGUUCAACAAGAUGGUCAUUUGAUCGUUGAUCGACUUAUCGCUCCCCUAACUAAUAUUUCAAUUACAGUCACCGAUAUGGCUUUAACAAAUCCUCACUCAACAAUCAUUGAGAUUAAAAUGCUCAAUCUAUCAACGGAUUUUGAUCUCAUUUCUGAUUUUGAUCUUGAUCAAAUCCCGAUUUUACGAGCAAACCUUUCCACAUCACUUGGCACUCGCUUGGGAAAAAUUGAUUUGAAGGGGUUAAACGUGGCUGUAAGUGGAGCACCGGACGGAGGGCCAUUUAUAGAGAUCAAUGAAAAAGGAGAAAUGUUUCUCUCAAAGAAGCUCUCCUCUUAUCCCCAAUCUCUUCCGCAUAUUAUCACUUUUUACACUCAAAAAGCUAGAAAAGAUUUCACGUUGGAGUUAGUGGUGGAUGAUGAUGUGUUGAUGCCAGAAAAAUCCCAAGUUUUCUUUGUUUUAAACAAAAACACACCAAAAGGAUUUCGUUUGGGUAAACUAAACGAUAGAGAAUGCGAAUUUUCAACAACAAAUCCAUUCUUCAAGAUUCAUUCAAAAUCAGGAGUGAUUCAACUAACUAACGAUCUUCCAAAGGGAAAUCUCAUUGAUUUUAUGGUCGAUUUGGAAAGAAAAAAUGGAUUGCGAGCUCAAGUGAAAGUGAAUGUCGCGAUUGUCGGAAUCGAGCACUUUCCUCGAAAUAAUGAUGCUCAAUCUAGAGAAAGCUUUUUCUUUGUCCCAGAAAACUCUCCCUUUGGAACACCAGUUGGACAAUUAGCCCCGAAACAUUCCCAUUUUUACUCAUUAAUCUCUGGACAUGAAGAUUUUGUUAUUGAUCCAAAAACAGCAAUCAUUCGAACAAAGCGUUCAUUGGAUCGAGAGAUGAAUCCGAUCUUUUUCUUAUCAAUAAGAGAAACAAAUUCAUAUGGAUAUUCAACAGAAAAGAAUGUGACCGUAUUUGUUGAAGAUGAAAAUGAUUCAAUACCUACUUGUGUUAAAACAAAGUUCAAUGUUUCCGAAGAAACAAUUAGUGAAACAAUAAUUGGAAGAAUUCAAUGGAAUGAUGAAGAUUCAGAUACGUUUUUCAAUCCAACAAUUGUAGCAGGAGAUGAGGAGAAUCUUUUUGCAGUUUAUUCAAAUGGUGAUCUCAAACUUCUUGGAGAACUCGACUACGAGAAAAAGAAAGAGCAUCAUCUUUUAAUUAAACUCACCGAUGAUAGAUUGCCAUUUCCAAGUCAUUCAAUUGAAUGUCAAGUGAUUGUUCAAGUUGAAGAUAUUAAUGAUAAUUCACCAAUCUUCAUCAAACAAACAACAUUUAUUGCUAAAGAAACAGCGACUACUGGAGAGGUGAUCGGUUUGCUUACAACAAUGGACAAAGACAGUAAUAUAAAUGCUCAAGUGAAAUACAGAAGAGAUGGAUCAAUGAGUGAAAUGACAUACUCAAUCAUAUCCGGGAAUACAAGCCUUUUCUCAAUCGAGUCCGAUACUGGGAAACUUUUGUUACUGAAUGAUCUUGAUGCAGAGAUCAAUGCUUCUCAUGAGCUGAUUGUAGAGGUGAAAGAUGGUGGCUCUCCAAGACUCUCGGCAACGACAAGAGUCUUAAUUGAUGUGCUGAACAUAAACGACAACUCACCUCAAUUCUCACAGAAUUUCUAUCAAGCUACCGUUAAAGAAAAUGAUGCACUCAAUAGUCUCGUGCUUCAAGUUGAUGCUGAAGAUUGUGAUAACGAAGAUCAAAAUCUUUAUCAAAUCAUUGAUUGUGACGAAUGUGCUUUCAAAAUCAAUAGUACUGGAGCUCUACUUCUCAGCGAGUCGCUCGAAAGAGAUGGGCAUAAUGGGAAAAGUUCUUACAACUUUCGAAUCAGAGCUACAGAUACUGGACGGGUUUACAAGCGAUCAACGGAUGUAAAGAUUGAGAUUAAAAUUGAAGAUGUUAAUGAUAAUUCGCCAACGAUCUCUAAUCGACGGGUUGAUUACUUUAUUCCGAGCAUUGUGAAAGCUGGUGAUUUGGUAUUUUAUGUUGCUGCUGAUGAUUUGGAUGAAAACGAUCGCUUGAGAUUUAAACUUUUCGGGAAUGAUGCUGAUUUCUUUCAAAUCAAUCGACAGGGUCUUUUAUUUGCCAAAAAUGAUUUACCUCUAAAAACGGAAUUUUCAUUUGGGUGCACGGUAGUGGAUACUGUCGGGCAUAAAUCAAGCACUUCUUUCACUCUCUAUCCAACAAACAAUCCGAAUUUUCCCACAUUUACCCCAUUGUCUAAUGAUUACAUUAAAAUCUCGGAAAAUGUCAAGAGACAGAUCACGCAAGUCAAUGCCUCGGUAGCUAGAGAUUCAAAGAUUCCAAUCGAAUACAGCAUUGAGUCAUCGAAUGAACGACAUUUUUCUAUAGAUCCUAUGGGGAAUUUGAGAACCAAUGGUCUUGAUUUCGAGAAGGAGAGAAAUGUGACAGUGAUUGUGAGUGGAUGCACAAAAGAAUCCCCAUCACUUUGUGCACUCCUUCCAAUACAAAUUCAUCUAAACGAUCAAAAUGACAAUGCACCAAUCUUUGAAAAGCAACUUUACACAAUAAAUGUGAUGGAGAACUCGAAUUGCCGGGUUUUACUGACAGUAAAAGCCGUUGACAUAGAUGAUGGACAAAACUCAGAAAUAAUUUAUUCUCUACCCGAUCAAUUUAAACAUAAAUUUUCGAUCGAUCGUAAAAGUGGAGAGCUUUUUCUUCUUGUUCCAUUGGAUAGAGAAGAAAGAAAGAGAUACGAGUUAACUGUUACAGCCACCGAUCAAGGAGAACCACCAAGAAAUGGGACUACAUUAGUUCAAAUUGAAAUCUUAAAUGAAGACGAUAAUCCUCUUCGUUUUACACGGCUUGAUCAUGCAAGCAUUCCCGAAGAUUCGCCUAUUGGUAGUCAGACAUCAUAUUAUCGCCUUCGAGUGAGAGUCGAGGAUUUAGUGUGGUCUGUGGAGACAGCUGUCGCCAUUCAAAUCCUCGAUAUCAAUGAUAAUCACCCAACUUUCUAUAACAUUCCCACAAAAUGGAUUAUUAAAGAACAAGGUGAAUUCGGAAAAAUCAAUGCAACCGACGGGGAUUUUGGGGAGAACUCGCGUAUUCGCUAUUCUCUUCAACAAGCACCACCAUGUUUUUACAUUGAUCCUCUUUCCGGAUUGCUUUUUUUCAAUUGUCCCAUCGUUUUUCGAAAACCUGUUAACAUAACGAUUCGAGCUGAUGACCAUGGAAUUCCUAUCUUGAGCUCAUAUGUGACUGUUCCUGUGUUUUUUGAAGAUCAGAAGCCAGCUGCUCUAUCUGCAAAAUCAAAGCAAUUGAUAAAAAGAGAAAAAAGAAUCAAUGCAAUGCCACCAAUCGUUCUCGAAGCUCUCAAUUCUCAAGUGGUCCACUGCUUUUCAUGGGAGAAUCUCACAUUGGAGAAUUGCUCACAUCUCUACUCAAUCGGCUCUUGCAUUCAUUUUAGAGAGAAUUCGCAAGAAAUGCAACAAAUUGAAUGUGGAAUUCAGUUUUUGGAGUCAGCGAAUGAAUGGAGGACAACGAUUCGAACGAUUUCUCCAAGAAGCUGGGCAUCGACGCCAGAGAUUGCACCAAUGCAUUUUCAAAAUAUAUCAAUUUCAUCUCGGACUCUCCCAGGCACACUUUUGCCAGUCGAUAUUUCAAAGAAAAACAAUUCCCAUUGCAUUACAAACAACUCUAUUAUUCAAUUUUCUGAUGGUGAUUUCAUUUUGUUGAAAAAGCUAGAGAGCUCUCAGACGUCUGUUCAAAUCUAUUGUUGGAAUCGAAAUCGCGAAAUUUAUCGAUCUUCGCUUAGCUUGAACUUGAUAGCUGACGCUCCUCCACCAGUAUUUCACAAAAAAAUCUAUUUCUUUACGGCUUAUCUCGAUGAAAAUUUGCCAAUCAUUUUGAAUCGAUGGCAUUUCUAUACACCAAAAAACUGGAUGCUCACUGUGAAAGAAAUUGAAUAUAAAAAGCUAAUUUCCAUUGAUUCGGAGGGGACUUUAACAAUUUGUGGACGAAUGAGCGAAGGUUUGCACCGAGUGACUCUCGAGGUUCGAGAGUCACUCGAUGCAUCUUUUGUGGCAUCAAAAGCGCUGUUAACGAUCAAAAUUCUACCAGAUCCACUUCUAAACGAGAACUCGUUAUUUGGAUGGGUGAGAGAGAAACUCGAAAAGCAAACGAUCUUUCGUCUAAAUCCAUCUAAAGACGUUCGAUCAAUAGCACUAGAAAAUCCUAUUUACAAUACGCUCUUCAAUUUAUCUUCAAAUAAUGUCCUUUACUUGAAAAAGCCUGUCGAUGCUGAGAGUCGAUUGGCGUAUUUCGUGCCAAUAGUUGUGAGAACGAUGAAUGACUCAAAGCUUUACACAGCACGGAUUUAUGUCGAUGAUGACGUUGAACAUUUUCAACAACUUCACCAAAUGAAAACAAUAACGAUUUUCUCAAGUCGACUCUCAAGUCAAGGCCACAAAUCGACUCUAAUCGAUUCUUUACAUCCAGCAGACAAAAGCCUCUUCACUUGCACGCAAACACAAUUUGUGAAUUCGAAUUGCUCGUUGAUUCACCUCAAUGAAAAUAUGACAAUCUCUGUGGAAGCUCUAGAUGAAUUGAGUCAAAUAAAAAUCAAAUAUUCUGUAUUCAUUGUAAAUUUGCCUCAGGUAACUGAAAAACUUGAGAAAGCGAUAAUUUUGGAGGGAUUUGGUAGAAAGCGGGGACUAGCUUUGUGUCUGUCCAUGUUACAAGAGAAAUACCCUGAUAUGAAAUUUUCUUGGAUUUCUCUUGACUACAUCGGAUUCGAUCGUUUUACUUUGGUGUUAGAAGUAAGGGAUCGACUCGGGAAUAGCCUUUCUUCGAGUGACUCUCGAGCUCUUCUCGAAUCGUUUUUCAAGCGAAACCAAGAGAUCUUAGAGAUAUUUUUGAAGAAACUCUCAAUGGAUGAGUGUUUAAAUCGAUGUCCCUCAGAGACUCGUUGUACGCCGACGCUCAUCGAUCAACAUAAAGAGCACUCAUUGCGAUUUCAAAACACAAUCUUUCUCAUACCAGCCGCCUCACUUGAGAUCAAAUGUCUUUUAAUUUCUGAUCUAAAAAUAUCAGAAAAUAGGGUGAAUGAUUUGAAUAAAGAUCUUUCGAAUCAAAUCCUCCUCAACAAUGAUCUCACCGAUCUCGCUCCAAUUCAAAUCACGAAAAACGAUUGUCUCAAAAAUUGUGAAACAAAUAAAUGUUCUGAGAACGAGCCAUCAAAUUGUCGAAAGAAUCUAGCCACCAGCAAGGGAAAUGAGAAUAUGAGUUCAUUGAUGUGGGUAUACUUGGGGUUAGGCAUCACCUCAACAGUCGUCAUUUCAAUCGGAUUGGUUUCAAUCUGUUUGUAUCUUUCAAGAAAGCGCAAUUAUGCAAAAGAUCACACAAGGGAAAUUGUUUCACCGGGUUGGUGGUCUUCACCGGUGAGGAAUGAGAAUCGGAAAGAUGCGAAAGAGAUGUUUCAAGCUGUAAAUAAAGGCCUUGUAUACAGUGGCCGAACAACGCCCGAUAGUAUCACAUACGCAAGAGCUGCUCCAAUAGAUGAACCGAUA
Messenger RNA from Mesorhabditis belari, 13026 nucleotides. Lineage: Eukaryota; Metazoa; Nematoda; Chromadorea; Rhabditida; Rhabditidae. The record is from the annotation of a GenBank genome assembly.